GCGGCGGCUGACAGGCGGGCGCGCUCCUCCCCCGACGGCGGCGGCCGGUGCCCGGGAGCGACCAGCCGGUGGGCCCCCAGCUCGCGACCGCACAAGGUGCCAGGGUGCCAGGGCCGUGCCGGGGGAUGGACCGGGCGAAGAUGGACGAGAAUGAAUGGAGGUACCACGGCGAGGGCAACAAGAGCCUGGUGGUGGCCCACGCGCAGCGUUGCGUGGUGCUGCGUUUUCUGAAGUUUUCUCCAAACAGAAAAAAGACAUCAGAGGAAACGUUUCGGCACCUGCAGAACAUAGUGGACUUCAGCAAAAAUGUUAUGAAAGAGUUUUUGGGGGAGAAUUCUGUCCAUUGUGGGGAAGUUGUUCAACUACCUUUAGAUUUUGUGAAGCAGCUUUGUCUAAAGGUGCAGUCUGAACGGCCAGAAUCACGCUGUGAUAAGGACUUGGACACCCUUAGUGGCUAUGCCCUGUGCCUGCCCAAUUUAGCUCGACUCCAGACCUAUCAUUUUGCAGAGCACCGGCCCAUUCUGUGUGUGGAGAUCAAGCCCAAAUGUGGGUUUAUUCCUUUCUCCAGCGAUGUCACACAUGAGCUGAAGCACAGAGUGUGCCGAUAUUGCAUGCACCAGCACCUCAAGGUGGCAAAUGGGAAGUGGAAGCAGAUCAGUAAAUACUGCCCCCUUGACCUCUACUCAGGAAAUAAACAGAGAAUGCACUUUGCCUUGAAAAGCUUGUUACAAGAGGCACAGAACAACUUAAAGAUAUUUAAGAACGGUGAGUUGAUUUAUGGCUGCAGAGAUUCCCGCAGCCCCGUGACCGACUGGAGUGAGCUGGCCCACCACCUAAAGCCCUUCUUUUUCCCAUCCAAUGGACUGGCAGGUGGGCCACACUGCACAAGGGCUGUAAUCCGGGAGCUUGUGCGUGUCAUUACUCGAGUGCUGCUGAGUGGCUCGGACAAGGGCCGGCGUGGCCCUGUUUGGCCGGGGCCUGGGCUCCAGGGCCCGAGUGUGUGUGAAGCCAGUCCUUUUGGCAGGAGCCUGCGCCACCAAGGAAAACGCCCCCUGGAGCAGUCAGGGCUACCUAAGGGCUGUCUUCUAUACAAAACCCUGCAAGUGCAGAUGCUGGACUUGCUGGACAUCGAAGGCCUCUACCCUCUCUACAGGCGAGUGGAGCGGUACCUGGAGGAGUUUCCCGAGGAGAGAGAAGCGUUGCAAAUAGAUGGGCCUUAUAAUGAAGCAUUUUACCAGAAGCUGCUCGAUCUUUCCACUGAGGAUGAUGGGACGUUGGCCUUCGCUUUGACAAAGGUUCAGCAGUACCGGGUCGCUAUGACUGCGAAGGAUUGCUCCAUCAUGAUCGUGCUCUCUCCCUGCCUGCAGGAUGCCAGCCCCGAUCAGAGGCCCAUUGUCCCUUCGUCCAGAUCACGGUUUGCCUUCUCCGUGUCUGUCUUGGACCUCGACCUCAAGCCCUAUGAGAGCAUCCCUCAUCAGUACAUCCUGGAUGGCAAGAUAGUCAACUACUACUCAAAGACUGUACAUGCCAAAGACAGUGCCGUGAUGUCAACGCGGUUCAAGGACAGCGAGGAUUGCACGUUGGUUCUCCAUAAGGUCUAAUGGUCCCUGUAGUGUCUUGGAAACUUGAACAUAGAAUGUGAAGGUUGAGUGAUAGAGCUGUUUGCUGUUGUGAUGGGUGACUUUUGGCUCUGAAUGUUUUUAACUCUUCAGAGGAAUGCCUUGGGGACACAGAAGAAUGAGCACUAGAGACACCAUGCAGGACAAGGGCUGUGGGUCAUGACCUCAGGAAUGUGAAGCUGUGUCCCCGGCAGCCUCUCUUUUUCCUAAAAUCAGGUUUUCUGUCAAACCCUAUAAAAUAUUCUGGGAAGUUCUUCCCAGCCAGGGCUCAUGUCUAAUUCUCUAAUGAAAAAAAAAAAAAAAAGGCCUUAUGAUAAGACCCAAGGUUUGGAUCUCCCACCACCAGGCUCCUAAUAAUAGAAAACUUGAAUCGUCACAUACACCUUAAAGCUUGAGUGUGUGAGCAAGAAUGGCUACUACUGGACUACUGGAACUUUCCCAGAUGAAUUGAAUCACUUGGUCACUCUCCCAAUGUAGGCCUUGGGCCAUGCAAGGCAGGUGUUUCUUGGUUGGUACAGGCUAGGAGUUGAGUCACUGGAGCACAUUUGGUUCUGGGCAGCGUGGGUGGAUCUUUCCUGAGCAGGCCCCUACCUGCUGCUUUGCCUGGGUUGGAAGGGAAGUGGCUCUCAGGUCAGGGAGUGACACCACUCAUGGGAGCCAUGAUUCCCCACCCCAAUGAUUUCUGUCUUUAACAUGUGGGGAGAUGACGAUUCUUUACCCCCUGGAAUUGCUGCUGUGGAUCUAGAAGCAGAGCUGUGGCCAUGGUGGGUGUCACGGGGGUGGCCAUUUCUGGCAGCUCUGUUUCCUGGCUUGUGUCUGAGUAUGUGUAUGUAAGGGAGUUGUGUGUGUGUGUGUGUGUGUGUGUGUGUGUGUGUGUGUGUGUGUCGAUGGUGGUGAGGGAACCUGUCUGAGUUGACUAAUUUCCUUCUCUCUGGCCUUUUUCCUCCCUUUGUCUAACAGACACAUUCAGUAUCUGUGGCCUAGUGUGAUGCUGGGCCACACUGCCAGCAGGGCUGCCAAGACCAUGCUCCACAGACGAGCAACUCCUGGCUGGCACCAAGAGGGUCUUGUUGGGGUCACCAUGUGUGCCCAGCUGCUAUGAGAACUGUUGGGAUUCUUGGCUUUAGCUUUUUUUAUUCUAGGGUAGCUUGUACAGAUUGAUUAUUUAUAUCAUUGUUUUGAGGGGUUAAUGAAGGCUUACUGUAAUGAAAUAUUAUAUAAGUAAAACUGUGGAAUUAUAUGGAAAAAAAAGCCACAAAAAGACUAUUUUGCUGAUUGUAAAUUUUUGUGGGAAAUUUUUUGUGAUACCUUGAAUUACACUAGUUUGAAUCAAA
Molecule: messenger RNA, 2953 nt
Organism: Suncus etruscus (white-toothed pygmy shrew)
Lineage: Eukaryota; Metazoa; Chordata; Mammalia; Eulipotyphla; Soricidae
Gene: IPPK
Product: inositol-pentakisphosphate 2-kinase
Exons: 13
Coding region: 126-1601 (491 amino acids)
Biological process (GO): inositol phosphate biosynthetic process
Cellular component (GO): nucleus
Molecular function (GO): inositol-1,3,4,5,6-pentakisphosphate 2-kinase activity; ATP binding
Source: RefSeq, a predicted model, not a curated record